GAAAUUUUAUAGGUUGCCCUGAUGUUGUAUGCUGUUGAAAAUGGUAAAGUCAAUGAGUGGAAGGGAAGGCAGAUGAAGGACAUAGUAGUAGAAGAUUUACCUCUUCCAAUUGAAGACGAAGAUGGCCAUCAAGAAGAGUCCAUGUCAACUGCUGACAGUGAAGAGCCAGGCAGUCUGACCCAUGAUAGGAGGGAGCCAAGUGAAGAGCCAGCCAGUCUGACCCAUGAUAGGAGGGAGCCAAGUGAAGAGCCAGCCAGUCUGACCCAUGAGUCCAUGUCAACUGCUGCCAGUGAAGGGCCAGCCAGUCUGACCCAUGAUGAAAUGAGGCAGCCAAAUCCUCAAGGGACAGGGACAAGAAAAGGAAUGAAACGAAAGUGGGCCAGCGAAGAGAACAUAUGUUUCAUGAACUUUUUUAGAGAUGAAUUAAGAGAAAAAUAAUGCCAUCUGGCUCAAAAAUAAUGGGGUCCCUAAAAAUACUUACCGGAAGAACAGUGGCCCAGAUAAGGGCAAGGGUCCAUAACAUUAUUAUGAAAAAACAAAAAUGGAAAAAGAAUUGUUGAACUGUGGAAUAUGUUUAUGCCCCUGGUAGGGUGGCAUAUAGCAGUUGAACUGUCCGUCAGUCAGUCAGUCUGUCCAUCUGGCCGAAAACUUAUAUGGCCAUAACUUUUUCAAUAUUGAACAUAGCAACUUGAUAUUUAUACCCCUAUUACAAUUGGUAAUGGGGGCUAUAUAGGAGUCACGUUUGUCGGUCUGUCCCGAUAUUUCAUCCGAUCUUCACCAAACUUGGUCAGUAGUUGUAUGUAGAUAAUGUCUAGGUCAGUUUGAAUAUGGGUCAUGCCAGGUCAAAAACUAGGUCAUGGGGUCACUUAGUAUGUUUUAAACUGUAAGUUUGUACGGACCAUAGCUAUGUCAUUUAUUGUUACAUUUUUAAAUGACUCGGUACAUUUGUUCACCAUCAUGGAACGGUGUGUCGCGUUAAAAAAAAUUACGUCAAUAUCUCAAAGGUCAAGGUCACACUUGGGAGUUCAAAGGUCAAAUGCUUGUCCGGGCCAUAGCUUUGUUUUUUAUUGUGAGAUUUUAAAAUCAUUUGGCACAUUUGUUCACCAUCAUUGAACAGUGUGUCGGGCGAAAGAAUUACGUCGAUAUUUCCAAGAACAAGGGCACAAUUUGAGUUUAAAGGUAAAAAAUGGCCAUAAUUGAGCUUGUCUGGGCAAUAACUAUGUUGUUUAUUGUGCGAUUUUAAAAUCGUUGGCUCUUUUGUUCACCAUCAUUUGACGGUGUGUCGCGCGAAAGAAUUAUGUCGAUAUCUCCAAGGUCAAGUUCGUAGUUUUAGUUCAAAGGUCAAAAAUGGCAAUAAAUUAUCUUGUCUGGGCCAUAAAUAUGUCAUUCAUUGUAAGAUUUUAAAAUGACUGUACAUCAAUUUUGUUCAAAGUCAUUGGAAGGCUUGUCAUGUGAAAGAAUUCAAGAGUUCAAAGGUCAAAAUGGCUAUAAAUGAUAAUGGCAUAAUGAUUCUUAAAAAAUCGCCAUAAAUUGUAUUAUCUUGUUUUGUGAAGACAGCAUACAAAAUAAUCAAUCAAUCAAUGCGGUAUGUGGGGGUAACAGACAAAGCUCCAGUUGGCAUGCAUGUGCAUCUUGUGAAGCUGCACAUAUUGAGUGGUGAAAAGUGAAGGUCAAGGUAAUUCUUCAAGGUUAAAUGUUAAAUAUAUUGCUUUUGUCCGUCCGUCUGAAAACUUUAAAAUUGUGCCAUAACUUUUGAGCUCACCUGAGUGCAACAUGCUCAUGGUGAGCUUUUGUGAUUGCCUUUUGUGCGUUGUAUGUCGUCAACAUUUUGCCUUGUGAACACUCUAGAUUCCACAUUUAUUGUCUGAUCUUCAUGAAAUUUUGCAGAACAUUUGUCACAUUGAUACCUCGACUGAGUUCGAAACUGGGUCAUGCUGGGUCAAAAAUUAGGUCACUAGGUAAAAAAAACAACAAAAAAACUUGUGAACACUGUACAAGUCCAAUCUUCAUGUAACUUUGUCAAAAUGUUUGUCUAAAUGAUAUUUUGGUUGAGUUAAAAAUUGGUUCCGGUCCGUUGAAAAACAUGGCCGCCAGGGGCGGGGCAGUAAAAAAAUUUCCUUAUAUGGCUAUAGAGAAACCUUGUGAACACUUUAGAAGUCAAAAUGUUUGCCUUAUCAUCAUGAAACUUAAUCAAAACAUUGGUUUUAUUUAUAUUUUGGACGAGUUCGAAAAUGGUCCAGAUCAGUGAAAAAACAUGGCCGCCAAGGGGCGGGGGAGUUUUUCUUAUAUGUCUUUAGUUAAACAUUGCUAACACUCUAGAGGCCACAUUUAUUGUCCAUUCUUCAUGAAAUUUGGUCAGAAGUUUGGUCUCAAUGAUAUCUUAGACGAGCUGAAAUGGUUACGUUUGCUUGAAAAACAUGGCUGCCAAAGGGCGGGGCAUUUUUCCUUAUAUGGCUAUAGUAAAACGUUGUGAACACUCUAGAGGCCACAUUUAUUGUCCAAUCUUCAUGAAAUUUGGUCAGAAUAUUUGUCUCAUUAAUAUCUUGGAUGGGUUUG
This is a messenger RNA of Dreissena polymorpha, 2556 nucleotides long. RefSeq lists its product as uncharacterized. The record is from RefSeq and is a predicted model, not a curated record. NCBI's taxonomy places the organism in Eukaryota, Metazoa, Mollusca, Bivalvia, Myida, Dreissenidae. The coding region runs from base 22 to 438 and encodes 138 amino acids. The transcript has 5 exons.